Messenger RNA from Clonostachys byssicola, 1620 nucleotides. Lineage: Eukaryota; Fungi; Ascomycota; Sordariomycetes; Hypocreales; Bionectriaceae. The record is from the annotation of a GenBank genome assembly.
AUGGCUCAAGACAUGUUUGGAGAGCACCGGCGCCUGAAUGAAGGGGUUGGAGAACUGUCGUUUAACUUCGAAGAUGCCAUUACGCUCUGUCGAGAGCUAGGUAUUCGUUACCUUUGGAUAGACAGUAUCUGCAUCAUCCAGGCAGGCGAUGGGGGUGCAGACUGGGACGAGGAGUCCAAGAAGAUGGGCUCUUACUACCAAAAUUCCAUUCUUACCAUAUUCGCCGUGUCCGGAGCACAAGAUCGAGGCUUCUUGCAGAUGAAGGCGGAUCUAAUUGACCAUAUAGUCCAACUGCCGUUUUUCAAAAGAAGUCAUAUGGCUGAUCAGAAGGUGCAGGAUGGCCACUUUUAUGCCUUCCGCCGGCCUACGAAAUCCGACAAUAUCUUUUUGAAUGAGGUGGAUCGAGGUGAACUCCUAUCUAGAGGGUGGGUCUUCCAAGAACACCUUCUUUCCAGGAGAAUUGUAUACUUCACCGAACAAGAAACCUUUGUUGAAUGCGCGUCCCGCUCGCCCAUGAGCUUAUCCGGAGACCCGAUCCAGGUUGGAGACGGGGCAGUCACAAGGAGGCCGCGGCAGCGCGGCGAUUUCAAUUUUCGGACGAAAAAGGUCCGCGCUCGGCUUAACCACAGCUUCAAGAAGGACAUUAUGCACGAAUCUGGAAAUCCGUACACGGGCGUAUUCUAUUACCCUUGGAUACUGAUCGUCUGUGACAACUGGUACAACGUCGUCAUGGAUUACUCAAGCACAGCGUUGACCUUCCAUUCAGACCAUCUGAGAGCCAUUUCUGGUAUAGCAAUCGAAGUGGGAAACGUCCUGAAGCAAGAGCGCGGGAUCAAGUAUGUAUCUGGUCUUUGGCUUGGCGACUUCCACCGAGGCCUCUUGUGGCGAUCGCGUGCGCCACAAGCAGUGGGUUGUACGUGCGGUGCUCCUUCAUGGUCUUGGCUGGCGCUUUCUAGCCCUGUGCAAUGGUCCUGGAGGCACGAUGAUACAAUAAAGGAGCUUCGGGUUCUCAAGUUCUCGCCAGAGCUGCCAAAAGAAUUUGACCCGGUGUGGAUGUCAACGGGGAUGCUAGUCCGGGCAUCCCUGAUGGAAGUGGUAAUCAAAGGCCCUGACGACAAUCCAGUGGAUGAUGAGGGAAAGCCUCGUGAACAACGAUACAAGACUAAUGCUAUCCGACAAAAGACUGGCGACAUUGAUAGGGAACCAGAUAGUAAACUCUUCUCAAGGAUUGGACCAAACAGCCGUCGAGAUGCGGGUGUGUUCUACGGCGUUUUCAGUAAGUCGGAACCAGAUAUUGUGGCUGGCUGGGCCUCCAUGGACGAGCCGCAGUAUUAUUCGAGCGACUCCGAUUCCCACGGCUACGCGGGCACUGUUAUUGCCUGCCACAUCGAGACAAGAAGGAGCAUUCGCCAGAGCAACAUAACAAGACUGCGGCUUCCCGAUCGAGCGUCCCACCAUGGGUUCUUAAACAAAGUGUACGACGUGCUGUUCCUUAAGCGGGUGGGAGUUCUUGGCCAUGGCACGUAUUCUUACCAGAGAAUAGGGAUGGGAAGUAUCUACGGAAGGACAAUGCAGAAUGAGUUUGAUGCAGAGGUAGCAGAUAUCUUUGAACUAGUGUAG